GAUAACAAUGAAGUACUACAGCCAGAUAUCUUAAAUAUAUAUUCAAAUAUAUACAAACAGAAAAGAAAACAAAAACAACAAUUCAAAAAUAAAACUUAACAUAAUUGAUUAACAUUAUCAAAAUGCGGAAACUCUUGCUGCUCUGCCUCAUUGGAAUCUCAUGUUUUCAUUACAAUCAAGCAUUGCCCCGUCCACAAAGUCACCUCGAGGGUAAUGACAUACCCUAUACUUGUGGCGGCGAGUUUGGUGUGCCGCUUAUAACGCCCUGCAAGGACUCCCUUAAACUACAAGUUGGCACAACAUACACUCUGCAAUGUGAGGCCAGCGAACCCAUCGAAUGGUGGAGCAGCCACGACGGAUUGAAACAAGGUGAACCCUUUGAGAACAUUGAAGAUCCACAACGUCCAUUUGGCAAUAGGCUCGUAUUGGAGGAGGUCACAGUCGAUAAUGUGUCCGCCUAUUAUUGCAUCAAAUCCUCGUCGGCGCCCGAUCAGAUGAACUGGUCGGAGGAGGAGCUCGUCAGUUUGGUCAACGAAGACGAGGCCAGCACCAUUUAUGUGUUUGUGAAUGACACGAAAAAUUUGCUGGUAGCGCAGGAGCCAAUCAUUUAUGCUCGGCAAUACUCUGAGGUGAUAAUACCCUGUAAGCCAACCAUGCCCGAGACGGAGGUGAUGCUAACGUUCAACGGUGAAACAUUUUCCAGUGAGAAUACCGGUCGAUAUGAUCCGAAACGAGGUUUUGUUAUCGAAAUACGCAGCGUUACCGAUGGCGGUGAAUAUUAUUGCGAGCCCAAAAUCCCCUCGCCGGAUAAUGAAGAGGAAAGCACGCUCAUUGUUGUGCGCUUUAUUGGUAACGGUCAUAUUGAUACAUUCGGAUUGGACAAAAAUACUUUGGUGCAGACUGAGAUGUUAACUAACAUAACGCACGACGAUUUAAAGGUUAUGAUUCUCGCCGAUGAGUCCAUCAAUGUUACUAACAGAGCCAACGAUAUCGUUGCAAUAACAAAUGGUGCUGGGCAUGUUGAUAGCGAUAUCGAUAGCGAUAACGAUAUCCAUGUCGAUAUCGAUAUUGAUAUUCAGAACGAUACCGAUAACACGGUAGCCUAUGAUAUCCCCGACUUUGACUUUGACUCAUCCUCGUUAACAUCAUCCUCGCCCUACUCCUCAUCAUCGUCGUCUGCCCCGCAGCGUCCUAAGCGCAGCUACACGAUGUUGGCCCCGAUGAAACCUUUGCCCUCAAGGCAACCAAAAGGGCAAGCGAGCGAUCGCCUCAACAAGCCCGUCAUCACCUCAACGUCUCGUGGCUAUGUCUACGAGGGUGAAACAUUUGAGCUGGUCUGCGAGCUGUCUGCCCCGCACGGCGUUGUCUACGAUAUGCAGUGGAUUAUUCCGGAAAAAGUGGACAAGCUCCGCUAUACCAACACCACUCCGAAAUUUGACGAUAAUGUGAAGAAUCACACCUAUCAGGUGGGCCGCAGUACCAUGACCGUGCGAGAUGCCAAGCUUACUGAUAACGGUGUCUACAAGUGUGUCGUGCGCGACUCACAUGUCACGCAGUUCGGCUCCUACGGGAUGCAUGUUAUGCAGCCGAACUCCAGCUAUCUGAAAGUGUCAGAGCCCUCCAAACACUAUACAGUGCUCGAGCAUGCGAACCGCACUAUACAAAUGACGGCCAACUUUGAGGGCUUUCCGCAGCCCACAUUCAAGUGGUACAAACCGAAUGGCAUUGAGGUCUGGGACACCGAACCGAACUUCAAGAUCCUCGCAACAGAGUCCAGCACAACGCUGAAAAUACUUAACGCACAGCUCGAGGACAGCGGCACCUAUACGCUGAAAGGAACGAAUGGAGUGGAUGCCAAGCAGCUGGACUUUAAUGUUAGCGUCAUCUCGGGACCUGUUCUCAGCAUGAAUGAUGUCUAUGUGGUGGCUGGCGAGGAAGCACAUCUCAACUGCAGCGUCAAAGCCUAUCCACCUGCUGUUGUCACAUUUAUGUUCAAGGCCUGUCGCCUAAAGCCGCGCUGGCCCGAGUGUGAGCAAGCAUCGCAAAACUUUAGUUCCAAAGAGGUCCAGGAAAUAUAUCAGUAUAAGACAAACACUCGUCCGGGCCAGUUGAGUAUCGAGAAUAUACACGAGGCGAUCUUUACGCCGGAUAAACCAGGAAUUAUCAUAUGCGUCGCUCAGAAUCUAAUCGACAAUAAGCCGAUGACAUCACAAACCCGGGCACAUGUGUUUCUGGGCAACGUUGCACAGAACAUUAGUAUAUCUGGCCUGGAUCCAAACCGUAAGAUAGCCAAGGGUGAUGAGGAGACGUUCACCUGCUCUGCUCUGGCCUAUCACUUCGAUGGCAAUCUGGAAUGGUAUCACGAUGGAGAGCAAGUGGUGGCCAGUCCAGGUAUUGAGGUGGAGAUGAACACCACGGAAUAUUCGUAUACGAAGACACUGAAGUUCCAUGCCAUAGCCGACCAGGAUCGCGGCACGUACGAAUGCCGUGCGCAUUAUAUCAAUAAUCCAGAUCUGUACGAUAGUCGUGAGAUCGAUGUCUACGUACACGAUCCAAAAGCUCCCCAAUGGUCGUACACAAAUCUCAAUGCCAACUCUAAGAUCGAACGAAAUUUGGGCGAUUCCCUGAUCCUCGAGUGCAAAUCGAAAGCAGUGCCACAGGCAAAGGUCUACUGGUACAAGGACGAUGUCGAGCUAUUCGAGACGAAUCGCACACACAUUGUCGAGGAUGGCACCAAGCUAUUGAUACCCCAUCUGUAUCCCUCGCACGAUGGCAACUACCGCUGUGUGGUCUCCAAUCGCUUGGGCAGCAUCGAAAACUCGGUCAAGGUCAUCAUUGCUAAUAUGCCUGGCAUGAGCAAAGCUUGGAUUUGGUUCACUGUCAUCUUCUUUUUGAUUCUGAUUGCCCUCUGCAUUUUCCUGGGCAUACGCUAUCGACAGGAGCGCCGGCAUCAUUUGGCCUUGAAGGCCGCUGGACUAGCCAACUUUGUUGAGGGCGAUGUGGAGCAGAUCAACCCGGCUCUGUCGCUGGAUGAGCAAGCGGAACUGCUGCCCUAUGACUCUAAAUUUGAGUUUGCGCGUGAAAAAUUAAAGCUGGGCAAGCAGCUGGGAGCUGGCGCCUUUGGCGUCGUGCUGAAGGGCGAGGCGGAGGGCAUACGAAAUGAUGAACCAGUCACCACGGUGGCCGUCAAAAUGGUGAAACGCACGGCAGAUGCGGAAGUGGUGCGCGCCCUGGUCUCUGAGCUAAAGAUUAUGGUCUAUCUGGGACAGCAUUUGAAUGUUGUGAAUCUCUUGGGCGCUGUUACCAAAAACAUAGCAAAGCGUGAACUGAUGGUCAUCGUGGAGUAUUGUCGCUUUGGAAAUGUACAAAACUUUUUGCUGCGCAAUCGCAAGUGCUUUAUCAAUCAGAUUAAUCCUAUUAACGAUCGCAUCGAUCCUACCAUCAUGACGCAACGAAUCUCAGACAACUUCGAUCUGCACCGUGAUGGUGGUGUUGGUGGUGGUGUUAGUGGUGGCUUGAAAUAUGCUAACGUCGGUUUCCCGAACCAUCCAUAUAUCAAUCACAUGAACUCCGUAAACAACAACUAUACGCACCAUAAUCGCAGAAACUCCGACAACGAUCCACGCUCGGGCACACGUGCCGGCCGCACUGUAACAGGUGGCUCCACCUACGAUCGUCAAAUGGACACCUGUGCCACAGAGGCAACUGUGAUGACCACAGUUCCAGAGGAUGAUCACGUCAUGUCCAAUAAUUCAAUUCAACCCGCCUGGCGUUCAAACUAUAAAACAGACUCCACCGAAGCGAUGUCUGUGACCACCACCGACCUGAUUAGUUGGGCCUUCCAGGUGGCUCGCGGCAUGGAUUACCUCUCCUCGAAGAAGGUGCUCCAUGGCGAUCUUGCAGCACGUAAUAUUCUGCUCUGUGAAGAUAAUGUGGUCAAGAUUUGUGACUUUGGUCUGGCACGUUCCAUGUACAGAGGAGAUAACUAUAAGAAACAAGAGAGCGGUAAAUUGCCCAUCAAAUGGUUGGCGUUGGAAUCGCUCAGCGAUCAUGUCUUUAGCACCUACAGCGAUGUCUGGUCCUUUGGCAUUGUGCUCUGGGAGCUAUUUUCGCUAUCGAAGGUGCCCUAUCCAGGCAUCGAUCCCAAUCAGGAGCUGUUCAACAAGCUAAACGAUGGCUAUCGCAUGGAGAAGCCGCCCUAUGCCAAUCAGGAGAUCUACGAAAUAAUGCUCGAGUGUUGGAGAAAGAGUCCCGAAAGUCGACCUUUGUUCAAUGUAUUGGAAAGACGUUUUGCCGACAUGCUAGGCGAGGAUGUGGCCAAUCAUUAUCUUGACCUUAAUGAUCCCUAUAUGCGCUCAAAUACAGAAUAUAUGAAAAACCGGCCCACCGACUAUUUGUCACUGAUGGGCGCGCCGGACGACUUUGCUCCAGCGGCGCCACGCUAUGUCAAUGGACACAUAGUGCCAAAGAUAAGAAUUGAAGAAUCAUCCGAUGAUUAUCUACAAAUGAAUACAGAGAACAGCACCGCCAUCUUUUCACCCACGCGCCCCAAAGGCGAUGCCGACUUAGCCGAUUUGCCAGCCAUAGACACAAACGAAACCUCUUUCACGUUCCCAGAUACUAAUCGCACAGUGGGCCAACAGCAUUCGCCAACGCUGGCGAACAAUAUGGACAGUAGUAUAAAUAAGCCGGUGCGGCGCAAGAACGGAUUGCCGACAACAGUGGAUGCAGCUGAUCGGGCACCCGAGGAGAUACCCAUGCUGCAUCGCGUCUCCACAUCGGAUGGCGAGGAACGGAACAGUCCGGAGCAAUCGCGAAGAUUUCCCCAACAGUAUGUGAAUGCCACGCCCACGCCCUCGCCGCGACAUCACAUCGAGACUGCGCUGAAUGGCAGCAGCGGCGACAACUACGUUAAUGUAAAGCCGCCGCGCAAGAAUCUGCCGAACAAAUCAGCAGGAGGCAGCACAGACGCCUUCUCCAAUCCCAGCUACCAGCCGUUGAAUGUGGUAAACGAGAAAGAAGAGCGGAGAUAUUAAAACCAAGCAUAGCAUAU
Molecule: messenger RNA, 5053 nt
Organism: Drosophila navojoa
Lineage: Eukaryota; Metazoa; Arthropoda; Insecta; Diptera; Drosophilidae
Gene: Pvr
Product: PDGF- and VEGF-receptor related
Biological process (GO): positive regulation of kinase activity; multicellular organism development; cell surface receptor protein tyrosine kinase signaling pathway
Cellular component (GO): signaling receptor complex; plasma membrane
Molecular function (GO): ATP binding; transmembrane receptor protein tyrosine kinase activity
Source: RefSeq, a predicted model, not a curated record